AGCUUUGGGCUUUGUUUGGGUGGCUCAAGGCACUUGUUCCAGCGGAGGGAAGUUGUGCAGCGGUUCGCAUUGGGUUCCCCCCUCAAUUCGCAAUGGUCAAGGGCAAGUCCAAAGGCAGUGAUGAAUUUGAAGAUCAACUGGCCGACAAAAGCUACAAGAGUGGGAUCCAGGAGGUGAUCAAAACAACGCCAGUUCAACCCGGUGACUUUGACAAAAAGGUGUUCUGCCUUUUGGAUGCUUUGAACGAGAAGGGCCGUGCCAUGGAGGCAUGCGAGAUCCUUCAAAACUCCCUUCGUGGAGUCCAGAGAAGGCGUAUUUCCAAUUGGAGAGGUUAUAUUUACAAGUUGAUUCGACAAGUCGAUGAAUCGGCGUACCAUGAGAUGAAGGAAUCAAGAGAGAAGGAGAAGGAGAAUGGCACCCGAAGAAGAAGCAAGAAGACCAAUGAGGGCAAUGAGGAAAAUGCAGCUUCAGCUCCAUCCAAGAAAGAGUUCAACAAGGGAGCAACCGAGUUCAUUCCGGGGAAACCUUGGAAGACUCCAGAAGUUCUCCCCAAGACUCUCCGCAAGGAUGCUGCGGAGUUUGUCCCCACAGCAGCCCAGCCAGCGCCCAUUUUUCCACCACCUUUGAUGCCACUUCCGGGUCCAGCUGCACCCUUUCCAAACAUUACCACACCAGCCUGGACAGCUUCAAAUGGAGCUGGACACAGAAAAACGGCUCAAACGCCCAUGAAACCUGAUGCGCAAGAAUUCUUUCCCGGAGUCUCUGCUUGGGCCGGUGCGAUGGUGAUGCCGAAAGGCAAGGCAAAGGCAAAAGUGAAACCCAAAGGGUCUCCAUCCCGAGCACCAGCCAAUGCAGCGCAACCAGUGUCUCCUGGCCUGCUGUCUGGAGGCCGGGAUACCGACACAGCGGGUGGCACUUCGCCAUCGCAGUCCAGCCCGGUGGUGCUGGACCCUGCCAAGCAGGACAAGGUGGCCAUUAGUGAUGGCUGCCGCAAGGCUUUUGCCUCACUUGUAGUUCCCAAAGGCAAGUCCAAGGGCUGUCAGGUCACAGGUGUUCUCACCGCACCUGAAUGCCAAGCACUUCUGGCCUGCGCUCAGCAGCGGGGGUUCUCUCUUGAGAAUCGGGCUGGUGGCGCCUCUGGCCGUCUUGUCACCAAGGACCCUUGGCUUGCAGAGCAACUUUGGAAGCGAUUGUCCGGCUUGGUGCCUUGCAUCAUCAAGGGGAAGAAGGUCCUGGGCAUCCAGGAUGACAUGUUCUUGCAGUGUGGAGCACGAGGUGCUGCCGUGGCAGAUGGCAGCGUGGCCUUGCAGGUGUGCUUAGACUCAAGCCAGCUGUCCGCAGGCGACGCGUUUAUUCUAACAGCGCCCGAGGCUGGGCCCACUGGCGCGUGGCUCACGGCCUUGAUGCACUGUGGCAAGCGCUCCUGGCUCAGCGCUGCACAGGAGGCACUGGGCCUCGGUGGUCCGGCGCCCGAGCGCCGGUUGCGCCUGGGAGCUCUCACUCUCGUGGCCUCCCUGGCCUCCAUGUUAGUGGUUCUGAGGGGCCAGAAACGCCUCAAGUGACGGAAGUCCAGAAAGAUGCAAGGAUGAUGAAAGAAAACAGCUUUCUCGGUUGUAAGGUAUGGAAGUGAAUGGCGAUACAUUCACGAAUCGGGGCCUAGAUUUCAUGCAUGAUUCCUGAUACGUGCCUGAGGAAACUGCUCAGCACACCUGCUCGUUCUCGGGCAUCCAACUUGGUUUCAAUUGAGUCCAGAUGGCCUAAAUGUGAACGUACGAGUGCCGUACUCGUGCACCCACGCGAGAA
Molecule: messenger RNA, 1803 nt
Organism: Durusdinium trenchii
Lineage: Eukaryota; Dinophyceae; Suessiales; Symbiodiniaceae
Source: the annotation of a GenBank genome assembly